Gigantopelta aegis is the source of this 7492-nucleotide messenger RNA. Its product is annotated as chloride channel protein 2-like. Gene Ontology annotation, cellular component: membrane. Gene Ontology annotation, biological process: transmembrane transport; chloride transport. NCBI's taxonomy places the organism in Eukaryota, Metazoa, Mollusca, Gastropoda, Neomphalida, Peltospiridae. Gene Ontology annotation, molecular function: voltage-gated chloride channel activity. The transcript has 25 exons. The coding region runs from base 158 to 2905 and encodes 915 amino acids. The record is from RefSeq and is a predicted model, not a curated record.
AUGUCAGGAUUUGGCGAGGCUAUCGCCACUGUUUUGAAUGUUGAAUCCUCGAUGAAUAUUUUAUCAAACUUUCAAGCGAUAUAUUCUGUGGUGUUAAUCGUCUAAGAGUUUUUAGGAAGAACUGAUGUCAUUGGCUUAAAGGGCUUCCCCGGACUCAAUGGCCAAUGAAAGCGAUCAAACAAGUACCGCCGGCAGAUGGCGCAACAAGAUGGCGGAAAGGCAGAAAGAGAAGUUUGGCUACGAACAGACUUUGCUUUAUGGUCGAUACACUCGAGAUCUCGGAUCAUUUGCCAAAUUCCAUGCCAAGCGAGUGAAGAAGGAUGCCAAGCAACAGUUAAAUGAGGCGAAACCUCUGUCUGGUGUUUGUAGACAUCUUGCGAGACUGUCCUUACUAAGGAACUACCUGAUCCAGAAGAUCGGAGAUGAUUGGCUGUUUCUGUGUCUCCUGGGGGUCCUCAUGGCAUUUCUCAGCUUCUCCAUGGAUUUCGUCAUUGAAAAGUGUCAAGAUGCCAAGUUCUGGCUGUACAAGGAGUUGGAGUUCUCGAUGGUUCUCCAGUACUUUGCGUGGGUGUCAUACUCUAUCCUGUUCAUUGUGUUUGCCACGGGAUUCACUCACCUCGUGUCUCCACAAGCUGUCGGUUCUGGUAUUCCUGAAAUGAAGACAAUUCUACGAGGUGUUGUUUUGAAGGAAUACCUCACGUUUAAAACACUGAUUGCCAAGAUAGUGGGUCUGUGUUCAUCGCUAGGAAGCACGCUGCCCAUAGGGAAAGAGGGUCCAUUUGUGCACAUCGCCAGUAUUGUGGCUACACUACUGACAAAGAUGAUCGGUUCAUUUCGAGGUAUAUACGAGAAUGAGUCGAGAAGAUCAGAAAUGUUGGCGGCUGCAUGUGCUGUUGGAGUGGCAGGAACAUUUGCGGCUCCUAUAGGAGGUGUCCUGUUCAGCAUUGAGGUAACUGCUACUUACUUUGCUGUGAGAAACUACUGGAGAGGUUUCUUCUCUGCUGUGUGCGGAGCUCUCGUCUUCAGACUGCUGGCACUCUGGUUUAAAGAUGAAGAAACCAUUACAGCUCUGUUCAAGACAAAUCUGCGGACAGAAUUUCCAUUCGAUGCCUUAGAACUUAUAGCCUUCUCUGCCAUAGGUGUGGCGUGCGGGUUUGGUGGCGCUCUGUUUAUUCUCACUCACAGGAAGUGUAUUCUUCUGAUGAGGAAACACAAAAGAGUGUCCAAGUUUUUACAGAAGAAUCGUUUUAUCUAUCCUGGUUUGGUAGCUCUUGUGAUAUCGUCGAUGACAUUCCCUCCAGGCCUGGGUCAGUUCUUUGCUGGUCAUCUGACAAACCGCCAGGCGAUUCAUGACAUGUUCAGCAACAUCACGUGGACGACGGGCCAGGCGGAGGACCUGGAUGACGAGGAGAUCCUCAAUCACUGGAAACACCCACUCACCAACAUCUAUGUGUCUCUCGUUGUCUUCAUCAUCAUGACUUUUUGGAUGGGGGUCAUAUCUAACACUCUUCCCAUUCCGGCUGGGAUAUUUGUACCUGUCUUCACCGUCGGGGCUGCGUUUGGUCGUCUGGUAGGAGAAAGUAUGGCUGCCUGGUUCCCAGAAGGAAUCAAAUCAGGAGAUGUGUUGAGGAAGAUAGUACCGGGAGGAUAUGCUGUUGUUGGUGCAGCGUCUCUUUCGGGCAGUGUCACUCGGACAAUUUCUACAUCUGUCAUCGUCUUUGAGCUAACGGGACAAAUCUCACACGUUCUGCCCGCGGUGCUCUCUGUGUUGAUAGCGAACGCUGUCGCCAAUCUGAUGCAGCCAUCAUUUUACGACAGUAUAAUAAAGUUAAAACGGCUUCCAUACCUGCCCGACAUUGUGUCGAGAAAACAGAGCAUGUGGAACGUGUUUGUGGAGGACUUCAUGAUAAACAGAGUCCAGUUCAUCUCAUUCUCGUCCACAUAUGGAGACCUGCAGGAUCUAAUGGCCAACACAUACUUCAGAUCAUAUCCACUCGUCGACUCGGCAGACUCAAUGAUUCUCCUCGGCUCCAUACAGCGCUAUGAGCUGGAGCGACUUCUCUUCAUCCGUCUGAGUCAUGACCAGAAGGUUGUCGUUGACAACGUGCAUUUUAUCAACGAAGAUGGGGAUUCGUCGAGCGGGUCGACGCCCUCCACGCAGUCCCCACCCACUGUGUCCCCGCCACAAGAUCGACUCGUUGCCAAACCCAGGUUUCUCGUCACCAAAGUGGAUGAGGCUCCGCCCCCGGUGGUGGAAAUCGAACUCGGAAACAUGCUUAAUACAACAUCCUUCGAUUCUAUUAAUGAGUCUGGUGCUGAAAACUACAACACGCUGCACUUCCCCAUCAAAUCUAUCCUGAAGAAAUCACAGGGACUGCCACGUAGAGCUAGCACGGGAGACUUGAAAGCUGAUGUGAACACAUUUUACAAAAAGAAGGCGCGCCAGAAGAAAGAAAGCAUAGUCGAGGAUAUGCCAUUUGUGUUACAGAAGGGAAGUAUGCAAAGUUUAUGCAAAAAAGUACAACUGCCACCAGACCCUGUCAGAGUAAAGAAUCUCACACCACAGCAGCAAGAGGUGUGGGCGAUGGAACAGCUGCAGCACGGUAUAGACUGGGAGGGAGUCCAGAUCGACCCUGCCCCCUUCCAACUGGUUGAGCGAACGUCACUACACAAAGUCCACUCUCUCUUCUCUCUGCUCGGACUGAACCACGCGUACGUCACCAACACAGGCAAACUCGUGGGAGUCGUCGGACUGAAAGAACUCCGAAUCGCAGUUCAAGGUCACCUGGACGCGCAAGUGGCGGAGGAGAGUGAUGACGACACGAUUGACGACCCCGCGGAGCUGCAGGUGGAGGACCCGAGAGAGAGACGGCCGUACAGGCUGGUCGACAUGAAACAACAGUAGCAGGAGAACUGUCACUUAAAGACUUUGAACAAUAAUAGUUCUCAUUUGGAGACGGUGACAUAAAGAGCUAAAGUCAUGGAGCAACAGUAAUAGUUUUCAUAGGAGAUCGGCAAGAUAAAGAGUUAAAAGUCAUGGAGUAAUGGUAUUACUCAUGGAAGACCUAUGACAUAAAAAGAGUUAAUGUUUGUUAGCAACAGAACUCAGAUUUGGACCAUAAAGAGUCAAAAGUUGUUGAGCAGCAGUAGUUCUGCAACAUAAAGAGUUGAAGUCAUUGAGCAAUAGUAAUACUCAUAGGAGACCAGGUCCUGUAGCAUAAUAAGUUAAAGUUGUCGAUCAGCUAUAGUUGUCAUAGGAGACCUGAAACAUAAAGAGUUAAAAGUCGUUGAGUUAUGGAAAAGGACCAAAGUUUAUUACUCACAAGUCUUUCUUUGGUGACAUAAUAUAGGAACGAGAAAAAUAUAUGUUUGUGAAUUGUUGUGAUCAUGUUUCUGAUAGAAGAUCAGUUUGGUGCCUAAAGUAUUAUUACAGCAGUACAAUUUAAAAAAAAACCCCACUGUAUUCAUUAAGAGUGUGGAUUAUUAAGAGUCAGUCCUUGUGCUCUUUGUCAGUAUGACACUUUAUAACAUAAAGUGUUAAUGUUCUUGGGCUCCAACAGAAUAAUGAUAAUAGCCAUGGAACAUAAAGAGUUAUUGAUAAAAUACCGACAUUAGCUCUGGAUCAUAAAGGGUUAACAUUGUUUUAUACAGAAUACUGACAUUAGCUCUACAACAUAGUUAACUCAUUUUCUUAUGGAUAUUUUAGUAUGCACUGGUGUAGGCUAUGGACAGAAGGUGUACAAGUUUCUGGCAAAUGUCAAGGUUAGCAGCCAUUUUGUUAACUAUUGCUUUGUGAAACAAGUAACAUGAAUGCCAAAAUAUGAUUCAUUGUGAAGCUGUGGAACAAAAAGAGUUAAACUUUGUUGCAUAGCUCUCUUAUUGUGAUCAUGUUACUUAAAGUGGAUUCAGAAUGAGGCUGUGGGAAAGGUCAAGGUCAAGAGUCAUUUUGGUGAAAUGGAACUGUCAGAGCAGCAUCUGUGUCUUACGAUGAUUGAUUGUGAUGAUCUAGACAUAAAGAGUUAAAAUUUCUGUGUUUUAUACAUGCAGCUCUUGUACAGUGAUUCAUGUUGGAUUCAAGAUGAGGCUCUGGAAAAGGUCAAGAAUUACAUUCCUUCAGCUAAGCAGCCAUUUUGUUUUCCUAUGCAAUUACAUAUAUAUUGCUCAUAAAGUGAAACAGCAUUGGUACUAAAAAUAACCCCACAUUUGAACUAGGAAAAAAUCUUAGUUUUAUAUUCCAUUUUCAGCCAGCCUUUUUUCUUUGCUGUUUUAAGAUCAUUGCAGACUUAAAACGAUGAUUUGUUAAGAAGUUUUUUGUCUUUCCAUUUACUUAUGUUGGUGUCAAACGAUACACAAAUACAGAUUAAGCAAUAUUUAUUACUGAAAUGUAAUGGUCAUGGAGCUCUUCAAACAUAAAAAACAGAGACAGUGUUGGAAUAAAAUAAAGGCACCUUAAUAUUUCUAAGUCAAAGAACAUUACAUAUGCAAGACUCAAACGCACAAAUACUGAAAGAAAUUCAAAUGGAAGCAUGGAAAACGUAAGAUAUUAAAGUCUGUUUUUGCAUGCAGUUUAAUACAGAAACAAAAUGUAUUGUCAAACAACAUUACAUGAGUGAAAUGCACACAUAAAUACACUUGUAGAAAUUCAAAAAAGAAACCGAGAAAACAUAAGAUAUUAAAAUCUGUUUUUAUUUGCAGUUUAUUACAGAAACAAGAUUUAUUGUGUAAUCUGGAAAUGACAUGAGUUAAGAUUUCUUCUGUGUGAAGAAGAACAUGAAUAGCUCUGGAUACCCAGUUAUUUUGUUACAAAAUAUCAAAUAAUACUUGAAAUUCUUUCAACAAAUUAAAAUAAAAUUUGCCAGUUUUUUUUUUAUACAUGUAUUUGCAAUUGGUGAGUUUGACGACUGCCAAGGUAAGCCCUGUUACAUCUGUAUCAUACAGUACUCGGGUAUGGACAGUCUAGAAAGACUUGAGUCCGUUCACAGGACUCUAGUACCUGUGCGAUGAAGAGUACUUUUAUUUAAUUAUAUUGUUUUGUAUAAGUAAUUUUGCCAUAUAUAAGCUUGCCACCAGUUACAUUACAAUGCUGAGAUAUGGAGGCAAUACAAAAGUCGAUUGCAUGGAAUGCAAUACAAUGGCAUAUUUUUGCAUCCAUGUUCAGCACUGGAAUUAAGAUGCUUAAUGCUAUUUUACUUUAUUCCUUAGUCUCAUUAUCUUCUAGUGUAAAUGUCGAGUACUCUGGGUCUGGGUCGAAUUUGACCCUCGAGUACUUGAAUCCAAUAUUUUGGACUCGUGGAGGCCCUAAUUGUUACAUAUAUGAGUUGUUUAUAUAUGGUUCCAGGACAGUACGGAUAUAUCAUUAUCUGUAUAUAAUUAUGCAUGUGCAUAUACUUAAUUAAGUAUUAAUUCAAUUGUCUUUCAUUUACUGUUGCAUUUAACAUAGUUCGACAACUAAUAGCCGAUACAUUUUAUGUGCUGGGGUGUCGUUAAACAUUCAUUCAUUUAUUCAUUUAUUCAUUUAGUGGAAUGUGUGUAAGCUUUGAAGAAUUCAAUGCCUCCAUAUCUUGAUGCAUUCACAUUUAUGAUUUAUGUGGCCUUUUAGAAGCAAGAGAAUGUAACUGAUAUGUUUUAAAGUGCCAUGUACAAAAAUGUAUAUAAUAAUUAUGUAGUUCUAUCAAAGACGUGUAUUUUUCCCAUUCAACAUUGUACAGUGUUUAUGGUCAACACUGACUUGUAUGCUCUAAAGAAAUCAAUGUAGCUAUUUAUUUGUUAUAAAAUGAAACAGAAAGGUUUUAGAAUGCUAUAUGUAAGAAAUCAAUGUAGCUAUUUAUAUUUUAUAAAAUGAAACAGAAAGGUUUUAGAAUGCUAUAUGUAAGAAAUCAAUGUAGCUAUUUAUAUUUUAUAAAAUGAAACAGAAAGGUUUUAGAAUGCUAUAUGUAAGAAAUCAAUGUAGCUAUUUAUAUUUUAUAAAAUGAAACAGAAAGGUUUUAGAAUGCUAUAUGUAAGAAAUCAAUGUAGCUAGUUAUUUGUUAUAAAAUGAAAGAGAAAGGUUUUAGAAUGCUAUAUGUAAGAAAUCAAUGUAGCUAGUUAUAUUUUAUAAAAUGAAACAGAAAGGUUUUAGAAUGCUAUAUGUAAGAAAUCAAUGUAGCUAGUUAUUUGUUAUAAAAUGAAAGAGAAAGGUUUUAGAAUGCUAUAUGUAAGAAAUCAAUGUAGCUAGUUAUAUUUUAUAAAAUGAAACAGAAAGGUUUUAGAAUGCUAUAUGUAAGAAAUCAAUGUAGCUAUUUAUAUUUUAUAAAAUGAAACAGAAAGGUUUUAGAAUGCUAUAUGUAAGAAAUCAAUGUAGCUAUUUAUAUUUUAUAAAAUGAAACAGAAAGGUUUUAGAAUGCUAUAUGUAAGAAAUCAAUGUAGCUAGUUAUAUUUUAUAAAAUGAAACAGAAAGGUUUUAGAAUGCUAUAUGUAAGAAAUCAAUGUAGCUAGUUAUAUUUUAUAAAAUGAAACAGAAAGGUUUUAGAAUGCUAUAUGUAAGAAAUCAAUGUAGCUAUUUAUAUUUUAUAAAAUGAAACAGAAAGGUUUUAGAAUGCUAUAUGUAAGAAAUCAAUGUAGCUAUUUAUAUUUUAUAAAAUGAAACAGAAAGGUUUUAGAAUGCUAUAUGUAAGAAAUCAAUGUAGCUAGUUAUAUUUUAUAAAAUGAAACAGAAAGGUUUUAGAAUGCUAUAUGUAAGAAAUCAAUGUAGCUAUUUAUAUUUUAUAAAAUGAAACAGAAAGGUUUUAGAAUGCUAUAUGUAAGAAAUCAAUGUAGCUAUUUAUUUGUUAUAAAAUGAAACAGAAAGGUUUUAGAAUGCUAUAUGUAAGAAAUCAAUGUAGCUAUUUAUAUUUUAUAAAAUGAAACAGAAAGGUUUUAGAAUGCUAUAUGUAAGAAAUCAAUGUAGCUAGUUAUAUUUUAUAAAAUGAAACAGAAAGGUUUUAGAAUGCUAUAUGUAAGAAAUCAAUGUAGCUAGUUAUAUUUUAUAAAAUGAAACAGAAAGGUUUUAGAAUGCUAUAUGUAAGAAAUCAAUGUAGCUAGUUAUUUGUUAUAAAAUGAAAGAGAAAGGUUUUAGAAUGCUAUAUGUAAGAAAUCAAUGUAGCUAGUUAUAUUUUAUAAAAUGAAAGAGAAAGGUUUUAGAAUGCUAUAUGUAAGAAAUCAAUGUAGCUAGUUAUAUUUUAUAAAAUGAAACAGAAAGGUUUUAGAAUGCUAUAUGUAAGAAAUCAAUGUAGCUAUUUAUAUUUUAUAAAAUGAAACAGAAAGGUUUUAGAAUGCUAUAUGUAAGAAAUCAAUGUAGCUAGUUAUAUUUUAUAAAAUGAAACAGAAAGGUUUUAGAAUGCUAUAUGUAAGAAAUAUGCAAUAGGCUCAGUCACUUCAAAGGGACAGACCGUAGUUUUUAAACACUAUGGCAUAUUUUUCACCUAGACUCUAGUUUCAAGCCGUAAAAAUGGACAAUAAGUUUGGUUAAGUUACA